Messenger RNA from Trichosurus vulpecula (common brushtail), 3339 nucleotides. It is a transcript of the gene KAT14, whose product is annotated as lysine acetyltransferase 14. NCBI's taxonomy places the organism in Eukaryota, Metazoa, Chordata, Mammalia, Diprotodontia, Phalangeridae. The transcript is spliced from 10 exons. Bases 13 to 2361 code for a protein of 782 amino acids. The record is from RefSeq and is a predicted model, not a curated record. Gene Ontology annotation, molecular function: acyltransferase activity, transferring groups other than amino-acyl groups.
UGGCAAGAAAGGAUGGAUAAUAAUGUCCACAUUAGUGGGCUGAUGAGUCGUCAUGAUGAUGAUGCUACAAGAACAUCCACCUCUGAAGGUCUGGAGGAAGGUGAAGUGGAAGGUGAAACCCUCCUGAUUGUUGAAUCUGAGGAUCAAGGCUCAGUGGAUUUAUCUCAUGAUCAAAGUGGAGAUUCACUGAAUAGUGAUGAAGGGGAUGUGUCAUGGAUGGAAGAACAACUAUCUUACUUCUGUGAUAAAUGCCAAAAAUGGAUAUCAGCCAGUCAGCUGAGGGAACAGCUCAGUUACCUCAAAGGUGAUAACUUUUUUAGAUUUACUUGUUCAGAUUGUUCAGAGGAUGGUAAAGAGCAAUUUGAAAGGCUGAGACUGACAUGGCAACAAGUUGUCAUGUUGGCAAUGUAUAAUUUGUCUCUGGAAGGAACUGGACGCCAAGGUUAUUUCAGAUGGAAAGAAGAUAUUUGUGCUUUUAUUGAGAAACAUUGGACCUUUUUACUAGGAAACAGGAAAAAGACUUCCACCUGGUGGAGCACAGUAGCAGGUUGCCUUAGUGUGGGGAGCCCAGUGUUUUUCCGCUCAGGUGCUCAGGAAUUUGGAGAACCAGGAUGGUGGAAACUUGUUCAUAACAAGCCCCCGACAAUGAAACCUGAAGGAGAGAAAUUGUCUGCUUCUGCUCUGAAAGUAAAAGCCUCAAAACCAGCUUUGGAUCCCAUCAUUACGGUGGAGGGGCUUAGGAAAAGAGUGAGUCGAAAUCCUGUGGAAUCUGCCAUGGAACUGAAGGAGAAGAGAUCACGAACUCAAGAAGCUAAAGACAUUAGGAGAGCCCAGAAAGAAGCGGCUGGUUUCCUGGAUAGAAGCACAUCUUCCACCCCAGUAAAAUUCAUCAGCCGUGGCCGUCGGCCUGACAUGGUUCUUGAGAAGGGAGAGGUGAUUGACUUUUCAUCCUUGAGUUCCUCUGAUAGAACCCCUUUGACAAGCCCAUCUCCUUCUCCUUCUCUUGAUUUUUCUGCUCCUGGAACUCCAGCUUCCCAUUCAGCAACUCCUAGCUUGCUGUCAGAAGCCGAUCUUAUUCCAGAUGUAAUGCCACCACAAGCCUUAUUUCAUGAUGAUGAGGAAAUGGAAGGAGAUGGCGUUAUAGACCCUGGAAUAGAAUAUGUGCCCCCUUCUACUGCGUCAUCAAGCUCUGGGGCUAUGGUGGGAGGGAGAAAGAAAGUCAAAGCACCUGAACAAAUCAAGCAGGAGGUGGAGAGUGAGGAAGAGAAAACUGAACGGAUGGAAGCUGAUAGUGAAGACACUGAAGAUUCAAGUGCAUCCUUGCAAACAAGAACGAGAGAAAAGAGGAAGCCACAGCUAGAGAAAGACAGCAAACCCAAAGGUCCCAAAUAUACACCAAUUAGCAUUUAUGAAGAAAAGCUCCUCCUGAGGAGGCUUGAGGCCUGCCCCAGUGCUGUGCUCGUGACUCCAGAAGCUAGGAGGCUAAAGCGAAAAUUGAUCGUCAGACAAGCCAAAAGAGAGAGAGGAUUACCUCUUUUUGACUUGGACCAAGUUGUUAAUGCUGCCCUUCUUUUGGUUGAUGGUAUCUAUGGAACCAAAGAUGGAGGAGCAUCCAGAAUUCCAGGAGGACAUGCCACAUACCGAACAACCUGUCAGGACUUCAGAAUCCUUGACCGUUAUCAAACUGCCUUGCCAUCCAGAAAAGGGUAUCGGCACCAGACGACUAAAUUUUUAUCCCGAUUGGUAGGAUCAGAAGAUAUGGCAGCAGACCAUAGUAUUGUCAGCCCUUACACUUCUCGGGUAUUGAAACCUUAUAUCAGGCGUGAUUAUGAAUCAAAACCUCCUAAGCUUCAGCUUCUGGCUGAGAUACGUGCCUAUCUACAUAAGAACGAUGCCAAUUGGAAACCAGAACCCGAAGCACCGAUUGAUUACUGCUAUGUUCGCCCAAAUCACAUCCCAACGAUAAACUCUAUGUGUCAUGAAUUUUUCUGGCCUGGUAUUGACUUGUCAGAAUGCCUUCAAUACCCAGAUUUCAGUGUUGUUGUUCUUUAUAAGAAAGUCAUUAUCGCCUUUGGCUUCAUGGUUCCUGAUGUGAAGUAUAAUGAAGCUUAUAUCUCAUUUCUGUUUGUUCAUCCUGAAUGGAGGAGAGCAGGAAUUGCAACUUUUAUGAUUUAUCAUCUUAUUCAGACCUGCAUGGGCAAGGACGUAACCCUUCACGUCUCGGCAAGCAACUCCGCUAUGCUUCUGUACCAAAAAUUUGGAUUCAAGACUGAAGAAUAUGUCUUGGACUUUUAUGACAAAUAUUAUCCCUUGGAGAGUAAAGAGUGUAAACACGCAUUUUUUCUGAGGCUGCGUCGAUGAGUUUGAAGGAAUACAUAGAAUUCUCAGUGGAAAAAUACCUAUAAAGUAUGAAACUAUGGAAUACUACAAGGCUUUCUGCUUUGAUCCUUUUAUGACUAAGUUAUAAAAUCAUUGUGGUUAUUGAUGUUCCUGGUCAGCCUAUUAGCACAUGCUGUGGUGCUUGGGGUGCUACCUGACAUGAUCUCGAAGGAAGCCUCUGAGACGCCUAAAGCCAACUGGGACACUGAGAUGAAUGGAGUGCAGAGAGCCAGUCUAAAUGAAUUUCCUGAGCUGCUUUUUGGAGAGGCCUUUAGACCAACACCUUGGGACACAUGGGUACACAAAACUGGACAAUGCAGAGAGCACUUUUUCUGCUUUACGUGGUACACAAUUUUUUUGUAAUAAUGUUGCAUGGGACAUUCUCCAUGGGACAGACUUUAUAAACACUUUUGGACAGUAAUUGUAAAGAAAGUAUUCUUCAUGUCGAGCUGAAAUCUUCACAAUGUCUCUUUGUAAAGUUUAUCUGUAAUGCUAGUUGUGCCCUCUGGGCCCAAGCAGAAUGAGUCUAAUUCUUCCCCUUUAAAUAAAAUGAAAACAAUGACCACCUCUCAUUACACACACACACACACUCACUUCUUCCCCUUUAAAUAAAAUGAAAACAAUGACCAUCUCUCAUUAUACACGCACAUGCACACGCAUGUGUGCACACUCCAGGCACUCGAGCCUGCUUAGUACAUCUCCAGGCUAAAUAUCCCCAGUUCCUUUUCCUUCAACCAGUGCUCAUGUCAUAGCUUCUAGGCGUCUCCUCAGCUUGGUCUCAGGAUGAAAAGGAAAACAUAUAGACUAAUAAUCAUUGUUGAACUAGAAUUUAGUGGUUUUUAAAAUUCAAAUUAGGUAAAAAUAUAUAGGAGUUGUACACCAAAAAUUGUCCUGUAUUUCUAAUAAUGUCUAAGGAAGUAAAUUACGGUGUUUGAAUAAAGGGAAUAUGUGGAGUUCUGA